This is a messenger RNA of Cooperia oncophora, 807 nucleotides long. Lineage: Eukaryota; Metazoa; Nematoda; Chromadorea; Rhabditida; Trichostrongylidae. The record is from the annotation of a GenBank genome assembly.
GCCCCGCCCGAUCAUGCUCACCAUCUCAUUCAUCGUCACCCGUGGGCGCAGUACGUGACACUCAACAGUAAUCCGAUCCCAUCGGAUCCGGCAGUCGUAACCAGCGCGGUGCCGCUGGACCUUUACUCGCACAUUCCACCUGGCGGGUACCUUGCCGGCAAGUACGUUCGCCGACUCUUCCCCCACUUUUUCAAGGAGGAGCCGAGCCCGACUCGUCGCAUCUCCUUCUUCGAACUGAUGCGCCUGGAACUUCCGUCGCCUUUCGAGAAGACUCUCAGACCGAGCGCCGGAAGCCGUCUCCGUAUCACCUGCGACUUCCCUCUCUCGAGUGUAGAGCAGGAUGAGAUCGUCGCCGCACACGUCCGUCGCAACGUUUCGUGCGCAAUUCGAUUCUCGGAAUUUCCAGUAUCCAAGGCAGCGAGGAAGCUCUUGUGCUCAUUCGUCCGAAAUUUCUUGCCUGCCCACCCCGACGAAGGCAUACUACCGCUGAGAGUUUUUAAGCUCACCCAGCGUGAGCGGGACUGGAUCACCAGGCGCAUGACCCAUUUAUUCAACGCAGCGUGCUCAGCAUUAGCAGCGGUCAACCUGCUUAACGACGAUAAGCGAACCCACAUGCUGACGUCUACCAUCCCACGCAUGGACGCGUACCCGGUCCGUUUCGACUUCACCAUCGAGGAUAUGUCAUCCGAAUGCGGCUGGACUAAUCAGCGUCCAGUAUAUCUGUGGAUCGUAGGAGCUCAGUCCUUGACCCAAGGCCACCGUUCAGCACGUUUUUUCUUGAUGACGCUCCGGCUAGCGAAGUCUUAG